UAUCCACCGCAGCAGCCCCGCAUGCUUUGCUGGCUGUCCACUCCUCUUCCGUAACCCUUUCGGACUCUCUGCUUGGACUCUCCGCAAAUGAGCUGACUAGAUAGCGUUAUCGUGUACAGCGAGGCAGCGUGUGGAAUGCUUCGCAUUCCGCUCGCUCAUCAUGGGAUUGGCCGCCAUCCAAGGUGGUUACUUCUUUGUUCACACGUUCUGUUACACGUUUGGCCUGCAUGGUUGCGUGACCAUAACGAGGCUGAACGGCGCACUUGCUUGCCUGCGAGGACAUCCUUAGAAUCUCUCUUCACCGAGGUUGUCAAGCUACUUCUCAGACGAAGAAUACCCUGGAAAUCCUGCUACGAAUCCCAGUCGUCACCUAACGCCGAGGACGCAUACCAUUGCACGCGUGCCACUUCUGUCCGUGUUGUCCGCAUACACGAAAUAUAAUGUAGGGUCACCGCUGCCGGUGUGAUCUUUGAAAGGCGAUCAUGGAUACCUCACGCUGUCAUUGGCAACAAUGUUAUCGAGCAUAUGCCUUGCGCAGCCAUUCUCUACCAUCCAGUGGCAUACAGCGCU
This is a messenger RNA of Laetiporus sulphureus 93-53, 570 nucleotides long. RefSeq lists its product as uncharacterized. NCBI's taxonomy places the organism in Eukaryota, Fungi, Basidiomycota, Agaricomycetes, Polyporales, Laetiporaceae. The coding region runs from base 136 to 441 and encodes 101 amino acids. The transcript is spliced from 4 exons. The record is from RefSeq and is a predicted model, not a curated record.